Anopheles stephensi (Asian malaria mosquito) is the source of this 2817-nucleotide messenger RNA. Its product is annotated as homeobox protein vnd-like. The record is from RefSeq and is a predicted model, not a curated record. The transcript has 3 exons. Lineage: Eukaryota; Metazoa; Arthropoda; Insecta; Diptera; Culicidae. Bases 785 to 2419 code for a protein of 544 amino acids. Gene Ontology annotation, molecular function: RNA polymerase II cis-regulatory region sequence-specific DNA binding; DNA-binding transcription factor activity, RNA polymerase II-specific. Gene Ontology annotation, cellular component: nucleus. Gene Ontology annotation, biological process: cell differentiation; regulation of transcription by RNA polymerase II.
GCGAGCGAGACAGAGCGGUGUGGUGCGCACACGCACACCCGCAGCACGAAAGAGAGCUAGCACAAGGGCUCCGUUUUUCCAUUGUCGUGCCGUCCCUUUGGUGCCCUGUUUUGCUGGAUUUCGAGUGCCCGUGCAACGACGACGACGACGAGUGGGCACUUACCUUCUCAAGUGAAAACAUAAUUUAGUUACAGUCAAGCACAGCUUCAGCCACGGACGGACGUCAAUGCUCUGCGCACGGUUCGGUUGUUUUUCGUAUGUGAAUGUGUGCGCGUUAAUGUUUUGCGGUGGACAUCUUGCUGAAUUGGGGCGGUUUUCCUUUCCUAUCCCCACGAGCGUUUUCUGUGGGUGCAAAAGUUGUGAAGAGUGUGUGCUUUGAAAUUUUGAAUCACAAUUAAUGGUUGGAACGAUUCGACUUGCCAAGUGUUUGCCAACCGAUGCAGUGAAAAAGUGUUGAAAAUACAUUUCACCCGUGUUUUUGUAAGCAAAAUAACGAGAGAGAGAAAAGAAAAACCCCCAGUUUCCAAGUGACAACAGUUACCAACCAGCGUUCAAAGUGGCCACCGAUAAGAACGAACCCGUGGCAAACGCCACCGGUGGACGAUCGAGUCGUUCGCCCUCGUCUAGCGGAACGGUGGACCCACAGUCAUCGCCCCAGUCACCCCCGGUCCGAUCUGCGCCGAACACGGUCGGGAACGGUUCGGUAGCGGGAGCAGCACCCGCCAGUCCCAGUGACGCGGCAUCCAGCCCAACUCAAACCGUACUGCCGGAAGGACCCACGGUUAUGGCGGGUCCGACGGCAACGGCACCGGUCCUGACCUGGUCGCCAUUGCUUUUUCCGCCGUGGAAUACGGCACUGCUGCCAGCAGCGUUCUAUCCCGUUGCAGCACUACGAUCACUGCCUGGAUUUCUGGACAGCAUGAAACUCCCCCAAUCGCAGCGAACCACCAGUACCGGGGCUGGCUUUCGUAUCUGUAACCUGCUCGAGCUGGACAACGACAAGAAGCAGCAUGCGAAGAAGCGGAAAAGCUCCAGCCCGAUAGAUGACCCCGUUACGCUUCACCGUUCCCGGGACCGGGAUGCUGACGAGGCGGACGAUGAAGAUGAUUCCGGGGCCGUGGAUGCGAGCUGUCCGCCGGAUGGAUCGCUCACGAGGCGCAGCGGGACAAUGACACUUUCCCAGGAGGACACUAGCAGCAAUCCCGAUCUGCACGGUUGCAGUGUUAUUAACAGUGACGAUGAUAGUAGUAGACCGGAGGCCCGCACCGACGCUAGGGGUACGAGUCGUGGAGAUCGCACAAGUCCUUCGGCGGCGAGUGGUGAUGAAGGGGGAAAGCCUACGUUUGGACUACGAACCACUAGCCUGGCGGAAGAUUUGCAUGCCCGGUUUGGGUAUUCAGCGCUGCAUCCUGGCACGCAUCUUCCACAUCUACCUACGCACCCGCACCAUCCCAAUCAUCACAGCCAUCAUCCUCAUCAGCAUCAUCCGACGCAUCUGCAUCAUCCGCACCAUACGCUGGCAGGCACACCGCCGAGUCACGCACUGUUCGGUGGACGAUCCUGGCCGUACGAUAGCUGCAAUACAUUGAAUGCAUGCCAUCAGCAAGCGGCCCAGCAAGCCCACCAACGGUUGUUCGCACAGCAGGUCAGCCCAGCGGACAGUACCUCGCCGGUACACUCGGAACGCUCGUACAUCGGAAGUACCGGGCUGGCGACACUAGCGGCGGCCGGUGUAACACCCGGCGACCUUUCGCUCGGUGGCCACCUGGGUGCGGGACGGGCCGGGUCCGGGAUGCGCACACCCAGCCCAUCCGACUCGGAACGGGGAGAUCCGCACCACCACCUGCACGGUGACACACACACCGAAAAUUCAGACGACGUUGACAUCGAGGAAGGCUGUGACGAUGAGAUCGACAUGAUCGACGAUACGGACGACGGCAGUAUGCCGACGGAGCGGGGCCACCAAUCGAACGGGAUGGGCCACAAGAAGCGCAAACGGCGUGUCCUGUUCUCCAAGGCGCAAACGUACGAGCUGGAGCGUCGGUUUCGCCAGCAGCGCUACCUGUCCGCACCGGAACGGGAACAUCUGGCGUCGCUUAUACGCCUCACACCGACGCAGGUGAAGAUAUGGUUCCAAAACCAUCGGUACAAAACGAAACGGGCCGCACACGAGAAGGGUGCGCUCGACCAUCACGGUGGCCAUGGGGGUGGGAACGGUGCGGGCGGACUACCGUCGCCGAGGAGAGUCGCGGUGCCGGUGCUGGUGCGCGACGGGAAACCGUGCCUCGGUGGUAGCAAACAACCACACGAUCUCCUGACGGCGGUUCCCGGAGCAGCCCAUCUACAGCUACCGCCCGGGUUCCAGCAUGCCAGCCUGCUCCAUCAUGCGGCGGCCGCUGCCGGACGUUGGUGGUCGUAGACGUGAAUGUACAAAACAGAUGGCCAUCUUUCCGUUCAGAAGGUGGUGCGAGACACAGCGAAGGAAGGAUAGCUGAACAAACAGUCACUUGGUAUGGGGGGGGGGGGGGGGGGCGGUGUGUAGAUGUGUUCGAUGUGUUUAGUAGCGCAAUAUGUGUAAAAAUAAGCAAAAUGCGGACUUACAGGCGAAACUGAGCUCCUCUUGUGCGAGCGCUUUCCGGAGUCCUCGUAGGCGAACGUUGCUCCCAUGUCUAGCAUAGGUAGUCCGAACAAGAGAUUAUUGUAUUUAAAUACGGUUAUAGUUAAUUUAUGUAAAUCUUAGUUUCCCACCACAAAAAAAAACUCCGACAAAGAAGAAAUGAAAAAAAGCCAACACGUAAAUAAAAUAAUUAUCCUGAA